UUGACCUUUUGGCGGAACGGCUUUCAAGUCGAAGACGGCGAAUUGAUGCGGUACGAUGAUCCAGAACACGCAGCCAUCCUUGCAGAGAUCAAUUCCGGCCGUGCUCCACCAUCCAUCCUGAACGUCCUCGACGGGCAAAACGUCGAUGUCCGCGUCGCGAAACGCGUCAACGAAGACUACGUACCUCCCCCCAGUUCCGUCAAAGCGUUCACGGGAUCAGGACAUCGUCUUGGCGCACCGGUCCCAGGUUCUGGUGUUGUGCGGACGCCUUCUAGUACAGCGGCACCGGAGCACGAAAGGGCGUCUAUCAAUACGAGGUUUGAGGUGGAUCAGACGCAGCCUACGACGAGUGUGCAGAUUCGAUUGGCGGAUGGAACGAGGAUGGUUGCCAGGAUGAACUUGACUCAUACCAUUUUGGACAUUCGGAACUUUAUCAACGCCUCUCGUCCCGAAAACCUCGUUCGACCAUACGAGAUCGCGACGACUUUUCCUAAUCGUGUCCUGGACGACACCAGCGCUACGAUAAAGGACGCGGGGUUGGUUAAUAGUGUUGUUAUACAGAAGUGGGUGUGA
Messenger RNA from Laccaria bicolor S238N-H82, 573 nucleotides. RefSeq lists its product as uncharacterized. Gene Ontology annotation, cellular component: cytosol; nucleus. The transcript has 5 exons. The annotation marks the transcript as partial. Gene Ontology annotation, biological process: nuclear membrane reassembly; proteasome-mediated ubiquitin-dependent protein catabolic process; autophagosome assembly. Lineage: Eukaryota; Fungi; Basidiomycota; Agaricomycetes; Agaricales; Hydnangiaceae. Gene Ontology annotation, molecular function: ubiquitin binding. The record is from RefSeq and is a predicted model, not a curated record.